CGAUGACGUGCGACAUCGAAUUCUGAAGGAAGAACAUUUAAUAUAAUUCGAUAUGACAUCAAAUAUUUCCCGUUACUUUACUCUUCCAACAAUUUCAGUUCAGAAUGGGAUUUUGAGAUUCAUCAAUCUUAAUGAAGAUCUGCAAUCAGUCCUCAUAGAUGGGGAUUUAUCAAUUGGUACUCCACUUUUUCUUGCCACCGAUGUCCUGACUGGGACAUCAGUGACAGCCGAUAAUCAGCCUAGAAUACAUGCGAGAUAUGGCAAGCAAGGACUGGCUACCAAGCUUACAUUCCCUUCAGGAAUUAAAUUCCCUGGAUUACAUGGGACAAGCCGAGGGUUGUGGUUUUACAGCAUCGUAGGUGCUCUCAAGGUGACAUUUGAGUUCCACUCACCACAUCAGCAAGUAGCCAUAAUGGAUGCUCUACAGGACGUCUGGAGAAAGAGGUACAAGGAUCCUUCACUUCCAUCUAGUAUAGAAGUACAGUAUAUUAACAAUAACAGUAGCAAGAGCAGAGGUGUUGAUGGUGACAUAUCUCUACAAUCAACUGGACCAAGUGUGCCUAUUGACCACAGAGAGACAACGCACCAUGACCCUUUGGAUGGAAAAGGAAUUCCAGAUAGAAGCCAGGAAGAAUCUAGGAAUGUAAUUAAAAGGCAAUACACAAUCUCAAUAAGCAACACAGUGCCUAAAAGAAAGAGGACGCUAGAAGAAUUUGUGAAUGCACCUGUUCUUAAAAUCAACAAAAGUACUUCAACGGAGGAUCAAGUUCUACAAGAUGGAAAUGGCAUUUCAGAUAUUCAAGUUCACCAUAUUGAGGAAGUGUUAACAGAGAAUGAGUCUCCAAGGUCCUCUUCUGACCAGGCCAAAUGCCUUUGUGGUUCCAUAAAGCAAAGGUUACGAGAGUUAGGGGAACGGUUCAAUGAUGAAAUUCUCACAGAGGAACUCACCUGCUCCAUGGAGCAUGUUGUAGAAAUGCUGCAUGUCAUGACGAGAGUGGAGAUCGACGCUUGCCUGCAGCUCCUGAACAGCCUGUCGGAUGCUGUAUGUGAAACCAGAGAGAGGGACAGUGGAGCAGCCCUAGGACAGAAAUCAGACAGGGUUAGCCAGGUUUUGGCAGAAUGGCUGGGGUUAAAGUUCAAUCAAGAGGUAUCGCAAAUCAGUGAAAGGGUUGUGGAGUUCAAACAAAAGAACAUUGACCAGAUCAACAACUUGCCGCAGGCAAAGCAGCUGGUGAACUCUCUUUUCCCUGAACCAAUGGUAAACUUCAUCAUGGCAUGGUUAGGAAAAAGAACUGAGCAAAGAAACUCUUGCAGUGAGAUGGGAAACGCAGCCAAUGAUCUACUCCUUGAAAAUGAUUUUCCUAUAUCUAGUGAUGAUGAUUGUGUUAGGACAACAGGGAUUCUGAAGAACAAACCAAACGAAGAAGACAUUUCUUGUUACCCAUUAGCUCAGUUCAUCCUUGAGCUAGCUAACCAAACACUUAUAUCUGGUAUGGCUCAUGUUAUAUACCCAAGGCUCAUCCAAAGUACAAAUUCUUGAUUUGGUCAGGCAUUAUAUCAAAGCUCGUAUGUGGCUUCUUUACCUCUUCUCAUUCUGUUGGCUUCAGAGAUUUAUUUUUAGGUUUAAUUAGAUCCUUUCAGCUGCCUUCAAAUAAAUGUUUCAAAUGUAAUCAAUUGAAAUGUGCAGAUAAACCAUUUCAUAUAUCAGGAGGAAGAUAGUUCAUGCGAAACUCAUGCGAAAUUUAAGGGUAAUCUAAACCUUGGAAUGACUUGUAAGGAAUUGGUUUUGUGUGUAAGCUGAAAUAUAAGAAAAAUAUGUGGCCCAUUUGAAACUCCCUUUUGGAUAGUGGUAAUAACUUCUAAUAACCUGUUUUGUUGUAUUUUGCGUGUUGCAAGCCCUGUUACGUCAAUUUAAUUUUCAUAGUUCUUGCACAUAUUGUUUUGAUUUUGAUUAUUGUGCAUAGGCAAUAAAAAAAAUAACUGCUAAUUAUUGAUUUUGCUCAUUAAUCUUGCUAAGAGCUAGGACCUCUCUUUUGUCAGAAGCCUGGUAUGGGCUGUCUCCUCAAGAAUUUCUGAUCAGGGGCAAUGUUGUAGACUAUCCGUGGUCGAUUAAUCUGAUCAAGCCUGGUCAAGUUAGUUUCAUUCAGUGCGAUGUACACAACCAUGUAAUACAAUGUGCUGUGUUUAUUUUCUUUCUUUUUCAGUUAAUGCUUUCUGAUAUUUCUGUAUUUCUCUGAUUAUUUAGUACAAGAUUAUUGUUUUAUUGAUGCAUUUUGAAUUUGAAAUCAUUUGCAUUUUCUUCAUGUGUUUGAGCUAGGUAUAUAAACGGAAUGGUGGUGUUGUUCAUUUCAUACAUUUAUUUCUUAUUUCACAUGGUAAUGCAUAUAAAGCAAAAACAUUUGACUUAAAAGCAAAAAGGUUUGACUUUUCCCCCAUCAUGUGAAUUACUGAAUUAAUUAUUCAGGUGCUGGUUAGUCAAAGACCAACAGUGGAGCCUUUAAUAGCUGAUUGUUUUCUCGCUGAUUUUUUUUAAAGAAAAAUAACCUCACACAAACGGAAUUGAAAUUCCAUGAUAACGAGAUUGCUUUCAUUUCACUUGAGCCCCCACUUGAGAUUAGAAGUAAUGAAGGAAUGUAAAUGUGUGAUUUCAGAUAUAUUUAAGACCAUUGCUUUGUGCAUAGCACGAAGAUACAUGUGUUUGAUAUAUUGCAAUAAAUGGAAAAUAUUAAAGCAUAAGA
Lytechinus variegatus (green sea urchin) is the source of this 2738-nucleotide messenger RNA. RefSeq lists its product as uncharacterized. The coding region runs from base 53 to 1540 and encodes 495 amino acids. The transcript has 4 exons. The record is from RefSeq and is a predicted model, not a curated record. Lineage: Eukaryota; Metazoa; Echinodermata; Echinoidea; Temnopleuroida; Toxopneustidae.